Messenger RNA from Entrophospora candida, 221 nucleotides. NCBI's taxonomy places the organism in Eukaryota, Fungi, Glomeromycota, Glomeromycetes, Entrophosporales, Entrophosporaceae. The record is from the annotation of a GenBank genome assembly.
AUGACUCUUACAGAAACAAAUACACAAAAUACUGAAAAUACUGAAUUAACUGACUUUGAAAGAGGAAGAAUAAUUGGUUGUUGGGAAGCUGUAAGACAAGUCCCUGUGUGGGUUCUUGUAAGUGCAUUGACCAAAAAUGUCCAACAACAACAAGUUCAUCAAGGACAAAUGCAACAACAGAUCUUACAAAUGCAGCAACAGAUCUUACAUAUAUUACAAAG